This is a messenger RNA of Protopterus annectens (West African lungfish), 2648 nucleotides long. RefSeq names its product FOS like 2, AP-1 transcription factor subunit (gene FOSL2). Gene Ontology annotation, biological process: regulation of transcription by RNA polymerase II. Gene Ontology annotation, molecular function: RNA polymerase II cis-regulatory region sequence-specific DNA binding; DNA-binding transcription factor activity, RNA polymerase II-specific. Lineage: Eukaryota; Metazoa; Chordata; Ceratodontiformes; Protopteridae. Gene Ontology annotation, cellular component: nucleus. The transcript has 4 exons. The coding region runs from base 660 to 1667 and encodes 335 amino acids. The record is from RefSeq and is a predicted model, not a curated record.
AGAGAGCUGACGCGCGGCUCAUACCAUUGUACUGACUCAUCGUUUGCUGGAAAACGGUCGGAAAUGGGAGAGAGGGUGUUGCUGGGAUCGGUAGUUGCGUUCAACACUCUAUUUUAAGACUUACUGACUUUAUGUGCAAGGCUGCGUUUUUAAGAACCGCGUGGUCAGCAAGCAGCUAGUGUUAGUAGUUAUUUAACAAAUCGUAUUUGAAUUAAUCACAGAUCUUGGUUGUCAUCAAAGAAGUGAUUCACCUUCGCUCUCCAUCCCUUGGGUGUACACAGUGGCAGGACACUAGGGCGCGAAGGGUCACUGCCCGGCUUUGCUCACUUCUGUUUGUUUUAUUAAGUUGAUUGUGACAUUGGGAUAGAAACAAAGUUAAGCCUGGGCAUUUUGUCUCAACUGCAGAAACUUUUUGGAUUUGGAUUCAGACUUGCAGAAAAAUACAGUUAACUGUGCUCCUUGGGAGCAGAAGUCCUUUUUUUCUGACAUUCAGUUUAUACAGCCAUCCUUUCAUCGCUAGAGCGAUUGACCAAAAAAGGUGGCAGUUAAUGUCGAAAUCGAUUUAACUUCUACAAAAGUUUUUUUCUUCACUUCGAGACACUUUGGAAUCGGCAUCGGGGAGUACAAAGACCAUUAAAAGUUAUUGCUGCUCACGGACCAUGUACCAGGAUUAUCCUGUAAAUUACGACACAUCGUCUCGCGGCAGCAGCGCAUCUCCUGCACAUUCUGACUCCUUCAGUAACGGGAGCAGCAACGGCAGCACGCACCCCCCUUCUGGGCAUCAGAAAUACAGACCUGAUAUGCCAGGCUCCACCAGUGCCUUUGUUCCGACUGUAAAUGCUAUAACAACCAGUCAGGAUUUACAGUGGAUGGUUCAGCCUACUGUGAUCACAUCUAUGUCCAGCCCAUAUAGCCGUUCUCACCCUUACAAUAUUCCAAGUGCUACCCUGGCACCCAGCCAUGGCCACCUGGCUUUAAGGCCUGGAGUAAUUAAAUCCAUUGGAACGACAGUUGGCAGGAGGCGAAGAGAUGAGCAACUGACACCAGAAGAAGAAGAAAAGAGACGAAUAAGGAGGGAGCGGAACAAAGUGGCUGCUGCUAAAUGUCGGAACAGGCGUAGGGAGCUUACUGAAAAGUUGCAGAUGGAGACUGAGGAACUGGAAGAGGAGAAGUCAGGACUUCAGAAGGAAAUUGAUGAUCUGCGUAAGGAAAAAGAAAAACUGGAGUUUAUGCUGAUGGCACACAGUCCUGUGUGUAAAUUGAGCACAGAUGAAAGGACUCUGCCAUCACACAGGCACCAUGGUGAGCAGCCUUCACUCACCAAUGGUGUUGUAAAAGUUAAAGUAGAGCCUUCGGAUGAGGAGAUUCCUGUAUCAUGUUCUGUCUUCGAGAAAUCUCAGAGAUCAGUUAUCAAACCUAUCAGUAUUACAGGGGAUUUCUACAUGGAAGAGUCUCUCAACACUCCUGUUGUAGUGACCUCCACACCUGCCAUUGCUUCUGGCACUUCCAACUUAGUGUUCACUUAUCCGAGUGGAGUGGAGCAAGAACCACCAAUAUCUCCAUCAGAGUCCUGCUCCAAAGCACACCGACGCAGUAGCAGCAGUGGUGGAGGAGGUGGUGAUCAGUCCUCAGACUCUUUGAACUCUCCAACAUUGCUGGCACUAUAAUUUUGACCCUCAAAGUAAAGAGAAACUGCUUCAGAAUUUGCCAAGAAAGGUGGGUUGAAAAUGAUGGACAAGUAAUUUUCAAGGAGAUGAAACACAGACAUCUAAAACUGCCUUAGGGAUUGUCUUUAUAUUUAAAUAUUUGUAUAAUGUUAACUGGAGUUUGGAUGACUACAGUCUGACACUGUUUGUUCUGUUAUUUUUAUAUUAUGAUAUGUGUAAUUUAAGCUCUUUCCUUGCUUGUUAAUAGCAGUCUUGUAUAGGGAUUUUUUUCUGUUCAGGUACAGAGUAACUUUUUAAAAAAAAACGGCAACAGAUGGUGUUCAUCUGUUUCCUGAUCCACAGCAAGAAAAUAAACUCUGCUCUGAGGAGUCUUCUGUUUGAAUGAUCACAAAUAUCUAAGAUCUAAAUGCCACCAGCAUGAUGAUUAGGGGAGCUGCUGAAAUUUCCCCACUGUCUACGUUUGAAAAGCAUUGACCAUUGUGCGACGGCUGUACCUGUAUAUAUGUGACUGCUUUAAUUUUACUGAUGGAUAUUAUCUGAAGUAAACUAGGUGACAAUGCACUACAUUCCACGUUCAUUGACCUCUGAGUAGAAGAUUUUAAAAGUACUACAUUUUGGCUGUGCUAAAAUGUUGGUGAACACUGAUCAGUGAUUUAUGUGUCUAGCUCUGCUUUUCAGUAAACCACUCCAUAGAGAGGCUGGUAGAAAAGUGCCUCUGUUUGUAGACAGUUAUUCCCUUUUAAGCACUGAACGUACAGAGUUAAUCUGAAUGAAAUUGGCUGAAAUAAAUUUGCUGUAUCCAGGUAAAUCAGCUAUUGUCAGAACUUGUUGCACUCUGGUAUGCUGUUUACUGAAAUUGUUUUCUAGUACAAGUUUAAGAUUUUGUAUGCUUUGCAAGUGUUUGCUUUUGGCUAAGAGAAUUGCAAGUUUCAUAUUUUGUGUUCAGAGGGCUUUGAAUAUUAAACCGUUUUGUUAUCUUUU